This is a messenger RNA of Aspergillus udagawae, 912 nucleotides long. RefSeq lists its product as uncharacterized. Bases 1 to 912 code for a protein of 303 amino acids. Gene Ontology annotation, biological process: regulation of DNA-templated transcription. The transcript has 3 exons. NCBI's taxonomy places the organism in Eukaryota, Fungi, Ascomycota, Eurotiomycetes, Eurotiales, Aspergillaceae. Gene Ontology annotation, cellular component: nucleus. Gene Ontology annotation, molecular function: transcription cis-regulatory region binding; DNA-binding transcription factor activity, RNA polymerase II-specific. The record is from RefSeq and is a predicted model, not a curated record.
AUGACAAUGCUCCCACCACGGACGAACGGAGAGCCUACCUCGGGUGUUUUUAUACCGCUUGUGUGUAUAGCUGCAACAUGUGUCAAAGAUAUGGAUUCUCUGAGAUACACGAGCUACACUGAAGAAUGCUGUCGCGUACUUGAGGAGCUGCAGGAAUAUCCUACAGACAUGUAUCUUGUCCAGCUGGCACGACUAAAUCGUAUGGCCUACCGGAUCAUUCAAACACUUCCCUUCGAUGCGUACAGUUCACCGCACAUGGCUUCGUCGGGUUCAGUCCAAACGUGUGUCGAGGCUCUUGGAACGGAAUUGAAGCGUAUGAAACCCUCUAGCGCGCAGGACCGCAUACAGGACUCCAUCCUGGCAUUACAGUAUUACAGCCUGGAGCUCCACUUAUACGAGUCCGCUCUGGAAGACGACUUCUCAAAGAGCGACCGGAAUAGCACCGGGGUACAUUAUGAUAUCCUUGACUCAUCCUUGACCUCAGCCAAGGCCUUCUUCUCAACAUUCUUUUCCCUUGCGCCUCAAUAUUUCCUCUAUCUCCCAUACUUGGUCUACCAGCAAUACUACCAUGCCGUCGAAUCAUUAUCGAAACUUCUGCUAUUGGCGUGGAAGGAACGCGAUCAGAUCAACAUACGUAUUACCAUGGACGUUCCGACGACCGUUAACAUGUUUAUCGCAAAGGUGAAAGAGGCGGUGCAGCUUCUUAAGCACGAAGGAUCAUCCCUCUGCGCGGAGGAAAUACUGUAUCAACUCAUAGCACGAGUGCGCGCAUUCGAGGAGCUGCAUGAAGCAAGACUCGCCGACCUCCAAACUUAUGACAUCGAUAGAAAUGCUGCGAGCAGGAAUUCAAUACGAGAUGUGACAUUUUCGCUACCACAUGGCAUGUCGUGGCAGUUUCUGGAUUCAGAGUAA